Molecule: messenger RNA, 3603 nt
Organism: Python bivittatus (Burmese python)
Lineage: Eukaryota; Metazoa; Chordata; Lepidosauria; Squamata; Pythonidae
Source: RefSeq, a predicted model, not a curated record
AUUCUUCAAGAGAGGGACACCUUGCCUGUGAAGAACUUUGAGCGAAAAAUUCUAGAUGCCAUACAUCAAAAUUCUGUUGUGAUCAUCCGUGGGGCUACAGGUUGUGGCAAAACCACACAGGUUCCACAGUACAUCUUGGAUGAAUGUAUCCACAGUGGAAGAGCUGCAGAAUGUAAUAUUGUUGUCACUCAGCCUAGGAGGAUCAGUGCUGUCUCUGUAGCAGAAAGAGUUUCUUAUGAAAGAGGAGAAGAACCUGGAAAUAGUUGUGGCUAUAGUGUUCGCUUUGAAUCAGUGCUUCCCCGGCCCCAUGCCAGUGUGAUGUUCUGCACUGUAGGCGUCCUCCUGAGAAAGCUGGAAGCUGGCAUUCGUGGAAUCAGUCAUGUCAUAGUGGAUGAAAUUCAUGAGAGAGACAUUAAUACUGAUUUUCUUUUGGUAGUUCUGCGGGAUGUUGUUCAAGCCUAUCCUGAAAUCCGGGUUAUCCUCAUGUCUGCCACCAUUGAUACCAGCAUGUUCUGUGAAUAUUUCUUUAACUGCCCCAUUAUUGAAGUCUUUGGUAGAACCUACCCAGUUCAAGAAUAUUUUCUGGAAGACUGUAUUCAAAUGACUAAAUUUGUUCCUCCACCGAAGGAUAAGAAAAAGAAAGAUAAGGAUGAAGAAGGUGGUGAAGAUGAUGACGCGAAUUGCAACCUUAUCUGUAGUGAUGAAUAUGGCCCAGAAACAAAACACCGCAUGUCCCAGCUGAAUGAGAAGGAAACUCCUUUUGAACUCAUUGAGGCUUUGUUGAAAUAUAUUGAGACCCUGAAUGUCGCAGGAGCAGUCCUUGUCUUCUUGCCUGGCUGGAAUCUGAUAUACACCAUGCAGAAAUACCUGGAAAUGAAUCCACACUUCGGAAGCCAGAGAUACAGAAUUCUUCCUCUGCAUUCCCAGAUUCCCCGGGAAGAGCAGCGCAAAGUAUUUGAUCCAGUGGGCCCUGGAAUGACCAAGGUGAUCUUAUCCACCAACAUUGCAGAGACCAGCAUAACCAUCAAUGAUGUAGUCUAUGUUAUUGAUUCUUGCAAACAGAAAGUGAAACUGUUCACUGCUCAUAACAACAUGACCAAUUAUGCCACUGUGUGGGCGUCAAAAACAAAUCUGGAGCAACGGAAAGGACGGGCUGGUCGUGUCCGUCCUGGAUUCUGCUUCCAUCUCUGUAGCAGAGCACGUUUUGAAAGGCUUGAGACUCAUAUGACCCCCGAAAUGUUUCGAACACCACUGCAUGAAAUUGCUUUGAGCAUCAAGCUUUUAAGACUGGGAGGGAUUGGACAGUUUCUGGCCAAAGCUAUAGAGCCACCCCCUUUGGAUGCAGUGAUUGAAGCAGAGCAUACACUCCGAGAGCUUGAUGCCCUCGAUUCCAAUGAUGAACUGACACCCCUUGGGAGAAUUUUAGCAAGGCUCCCCAUUGAACCUCGACUUGGCAAAAUGAUGAUAAUGGGGUGCAUAUUUUAUGUAGGUGAUGCUGUAUGUACCAUCUCUGCUGCCACCUGCUUCCCUGAGCCAUUCAUCAGUGAGGGGAAAAGGCUGGGUUAUGUCCAUAGGAAUUUUGCUGGAAACCGGUUUUCCGAUCAUGUGGCCCUGCUCUCAGUCUUCCAAGCCUGGGAUCAUGCAAGAAUGGGUGGAGAAAAUGCUGAAAUUCGUUUCUGUGAGCAUAAGAGACUCAAUAUGGCAACACUCAGAAUGACCUGGGAAGCCAAAGUACAGCUGAAAGAUAUUCUGGUUAACUCUGGAUUCCCAGAAGAGAGUUUAAUGACACAGACGUUCAACAACACUGGACCAGAUAACAGCCUUGAUGUUGUGAUAUCUCUUCUGGCUUUUGGUCUGUAUCCCAACGUCUGCUUCCACAAAGAAAAGAGGAAGAUUCUCACUACUGAAGGACGUAAUGCGCUCAUUCACAAGUCCUCUGUUAACUGCCCAUUCAGCAGCCAGGAUAUGAAGUAUCCUUCUCCAUUUUUUGUUUUUGGAGAAAAGAUCCGAACACGAGCUAUCUCUGCCAAAGCAAUGACCUUAGUGAGCCCUUUACAGCUGCUUCUCUUUGGCUCAAAGAAAGUUCUAUCUGAUGGAGAGAUUAUUACAUUGGACGACUGGAUCAAACUGAGGAUGCCACACAACGCGGCCGCCUGUAUUACUUCUUUGCGUGCAGCAAUGGAAGCUCUUGUGGUAGAAGUAACAAAAAAUCCAGAAAUCAUCAGUGACUUAGACCCUAUGAACAAACAGAUGCUGAAUGUAAUUUGCGAAAUCUCUAAACCAUUAGCUGCUGGAAUUAACCUUGCAGCAGGUGGCAACAUGAGGUUUGGCGAUGGACCUCGUCCACCCAAAAUGGCUCGAUAUGACAGUGGAGGUGGCUACAGAGGAAGAGGUGGAAGUGGCUACAGGGGGGGCUACCAAGGUGGAUAUGGAGGAGGAUAUCGUGGUGGAUAUAAUUCUUACCGCGGUGUUUCUGGAGGAAGGGGAUAUUCAGGAGGUGCUGGAGGAGGUGGUUUUCGAGGUAGUGGAGGUUUUCGAGGUUCAGGUGGAAGAUACCAAGCUGGAGGAAACAGAGGUGGUGGCUUUAGAGGGGGGUGGGGUGGUUACUGACAAAAUGUUAGUGAGGAUUUGUUGCACUUUGGAUCUGAAGCUGAAAAAGAGCUUAAAGGAGCUCAGUCCUUUCCUGGGUUCCCAUGUUAGCCACCUGAUCUCUGGAAAAUGCGUUUAGAGUCAAGAUGAUGCCAAUAGCCUAUGCCCACUCUGAAGCAUCUUUUUGGCUAUAUCCAAAGCAUGGCCAUCCUUAAAUGUUAGUAAACCCAGAGUAAAAGUUUGCAUGAUCUUGUUUUAUUCCAUACAUUUCUUUAUUUGUAGUACAGAACUCUUCCUGGUUUAGGAGUUCAUCAUACUUUGAAACAUUAAUUUGAAAUGAUAGUUAUAUGCAGUAUUCAGAUUAUUUUAAUUUUAUAUGUGUUUAUUUUGAUCCUAAUAAAGUUGUUAAUUUUUAAUGGAUUAUGUCCUAGAUAUGGGCUUAAAUAUUUGGUGAUUAGUUGUAUGAUCAAAAAUUGUAUGAGCUGGUUGAUGCCUUUGGUACUAGGAUUGCAAGUUAGGAGUUUAAAGUACUUUAUCUGUUUAAACAUUUGUUGUUUGUCACUUACAGCAACUUCUAAAAUAAAAAUACAGUACAACUCCAAAAAUGUCAUAAAAUACAGUAAACAGUGUCUUUUGAAUACCUGUAAAAUAGUUAAUCUGCCAACUCAAAAUACACACCAUGUAUCCUUUUCUAAAACAAGUAAAAAGGUAGAGUGUUCAGCCUCAGCUAUUAGACAGCUUUGGAGCAAUCAUUAUACAAAUUUUGCUUCCAGUAACUAUAAUUUUGUGCAUUGUCACAAUUUGAAUCUUCCCUGUAGAGUAAUAAAGAGAAACAUGGCCUUCAUGUUAUAUGUAUCAGAUAUUUCUAAAUGGGUUCAUUUCACAAGAGAGUACUACAUAGAAUAUUUUACAGCAGCAUAAAUCAACUAAUUCUCAGUAGAUAUGAAUUCUGUAUGCUAAAUAAAGCUGUUGAAAUAUGCUUUUAAUUGUACUUCUCAGAUAAAGUUUGGUAAA